GACAACUAAUGACAGAAUGACAACUUAAAUUGUAUAUGUCAAAGUGUUGUCACAAUAAUUGUGACCCAAAAAUAACUCGUAAAAAUGAAUAAAAUGAAUAGUAAUGAUGACAGCGACAGCGAAACAUUUGUUAUGGAUAAUAAACCGAUAAUUACAUGUGCUGGUGAUUCUAAACUAUGGGGCGGAUUAGACGAUGCUUUGACGACAGCAAUACCUCAAGAAGCCAUUGAGUGGCGUCGUCCAUUAGGAAGACCCACUCGAUCUGUACAUGUUGGUGCUUCUUUUGUUCCAUUUAGUACCAGUGCUUUACCGCAUGAUGGAAAUUGGGAUUUAAUCAGACAACCAAUUUUACAUAUUUAUUGGACUGAAUGUCCGGAUAUAGAAGCCUAUAAGAACACAGUAAAAGAAGAAUUGGAAUCCUGGAUUAAAGAGUUAAAUCAAAGAAAUAUUAAUGAUUGGAUGAUUGUAGUAGUUGAAACUAUUGAUGCUAAACGAGAAAAUAAAUUGCUUCCAAGAACAACUGUACUUGAUAAAAUUCGAGCUGAUUUUGCCACUAAACAAGGAGAUCGUUGUUUAUCCGUAAUAAAUCCAAUGCGAGCAGAGUUUAAUUCUGCAGAAUCAUGGCGUGGUUUAGUAGCUAGAAUUCGUAUAUUACUUUUACAAGCAUAUUCUCGAGCAUUAACUCAAUUAGAAGAUCAUAUUCGAGAUCAAAGAGAAAAGCGUAACCAACCGUCAUGGAAUUUUUGUCAAUAUUUUUUACUCCAGGAAGAAUUAGCCCUCGUAUUGGAAAUGCUCGGUCUGUAUGACGAAGCAUUGGUUCAAUAUGACGAAUUAGAUGCUCUUUUCACACAAUUUGUAGUGAAUUCUCAUAUGGGCGAAACAGUUGAAUGGUUAUCAAGAUUUCAGAAGCCUAUAGAGCAAUGGCGACAACCGAUUCUAGGGCGUCCAUUAACCAGAGAAGACCGUUCUGCUGUUUUAGCAAAUGGCCCUGCUCCGUUAUUAGAAUUCCGAUCUUAUCUUUAUUCAAGACAAGCUGCUAUGUUGUUACUAUUAUUCAAACCAUGGGAAGUAGCACAAAGAUGUCUACCAUUUUUGCAUACGACCGUUCGUGAAAUUGAUAUGCUGGAUGUAACUAUACCAACAGGUGCUCUUCCAUGUUGGCUAUUUUUGGCCUGUUUGGAAGUUUUACAUACAUGUGAAAAAUAUAACGACAGUGAACAAGUUAAAGCUUACUCUCUGUACACAGCCGAUCUAUGGGCUUAUGCACGUGAAAAAUUACAAAUACUUGGAGAACUUUGUGGUUUAUUACCUGGAUCUGAACCAACUUCAGAACAAUUACAUUUAGUUGUAAUUUUAUCAGCUGGCAUGAAAGAUUGUCCUGGGACUGCUGAUAAUCCAACACCUACAGAUAAACUUAAGGGGGCGUUGCGUUCCAAAGAAGCAUAUAAUAAACAUUAUCUGGAAAUCGCUGAGUUAGCAAUGGGCAUCUAUAAACAUAUUAAUCGUAGACGACAAGCUCGAAUGGUUGGUCGAGAAUUAGCAACAUUUUAUCUAUCCCAAGGGAAUACAUUAAAUGCAAUUGUAUUUUUAACAGACCUGCUAAAAAUGUUUGAAGAAGAAAAAUGGCGUGAUUUAGCUGCUCAAACUCAACUUGAAUUAUCAUCAUGCUAUAAUAAAGAAAGUGAUCGCGAACGGUACAUUGCAUCGUGCAUUGCAAUUGCAAGUUCACCCGAGCUUGAAUUACUUGUACGUAAUUUUUAUUUUGAUGAGAUGUGUAAAUCAAUGAAAUCUUUACCAAAUUUAAAUGACGAAGUAUAUUUAUCUGUAAAAUUUGCGGAUACAUUUAAAAUUUUAAAGAUUGCAAUUAAAGGUGAAAGUGAAGUUGUCAUGCAAAAUAGUGUGGUGACUAUAGAAUUUCUACUUGAAAGUAAUUUUCCACGUGAAGUUUGGUGUAACCUAGCUGAAUUAUUUAUUUAUCCAGAAACAGAUCCUAAAAUUAAACUUCGUACUCAUUGUUCAAAUACAGACAUGAUAAAAAGAGAUCGUACUAUGGUUGAAUUAAAAAUUUCUGAACGUUUUGAUCGCACACAAAACAAACAAAUAAGUUCAGCAAUUGUUGCGUGUAAAGAAACAGAAAAGGAAUUACAAGAAACGCAACCAGAAAAUGAUCCUAAAAAGGAUGCACUUAUUCCUUUAAGUAAUUCAAAUAUAUCUUUGAAACCUGGACUAAAUACUAUAAAAAUUAAAUGGAAAGUUGAUGAUCCUGGUUGGUAUCGAUUGUAUUCUUUAACAUUAUUAGUUGAAAAAAUGAAGUUUACGUCACCGCCGAUAUCUCCACCCAUUGGCUUCAAUGUAGUUCGUCAAGAACCCGUUAUUCGAUUAGAUAAAAUUUCACCUGAUUUAGUGUCAGGAUAUGAACAAUAUUUGGAGUUAACUUUAAAAAAUGGCAGCUACAUAAUCGAAGAUAAUUCAUGGAUUAAACUUCGUUCAACAAAAGGCUUACAAAUACAAAUCGAAAGUAAAACAGAGCCGUUAGUACGUGAAAUAAAUUUAGUAUUACCUAAAAUAAAUCGUUUCGAAUCAGUAAGUUUUCAAUUACGCGUCUAUUGUGAUUUAAUUGCAAAAAAAGAUGAUAAAUAUAUCGAACAUAAAAUGGAAAUAAAGAACUCGUGGUCGGAAAAUGAACAAAUUGUGCCAUUAUUUUUCACACCAUUAUUCAAAUCAAUAUGGAGAUUACAUACCGCUCAAGUUCGUAAAUUUAUACAAAUUACCAUCAUAGGAUUAUCAUUAUGCGAAGUACAACUCACGGAUCCAGAUUUACAGUGUGAUGGAAUUAAAAUGAAAAAUUUGAAUUUAAUGAAAGGGCAACCUUUGGUUGUAUCAAAUGGACUCAAUGUAUCCUUUAUGUGGGAAAUGGAAAUAGAUGACAAUGAGAAAGCAGAAGCAUUGAAAAUGCAAUUUACAAUUAAUUUUUCAGUUAUCAAAGAAAAGGAUCUUGAUGUAGAAACUGGCCCAAUUACACCGUAUAAGUUUAAUUUCGAUGUAACUAAUUAUAAGACAUUAUUUGUAGUAAGAUCAAGUGUGGAGCCAACUAAACGAAAUGAAUUUUGUCGCUCUGGUAUAAUGUGCCAAUUAAGACUGAGUGUAAGUCGCGUAAAUUAUGCUUAUCAGGGUUCUUUAAUGUAUGAAGUAUUAGCUGAUCAAAGUAUGUGGGCAGUAUGUGGUCGUACGGCAGGUGUUUUAGCCUUAGAAAAUGAUGAUCCUCAAACAGUUACAUUAGAUGUAAUGCCAUUAACAAGUGGUCAUAUGCCUCUACCUUUAAUUCGAUUAUCAAAAUAUAUUCCUGCUGAAACUGCUUCGACUGAUAAAGUUAGAAAACUGGAACCGAAUACACAUCCACGAUUGGAACCAUUUAGUGCAGGGCAAGUAUAUAACUAUAGUAAAUCACAACAAGUGCAUGUAAUUGCUCCGGCCACCGAAGCAAAUGUCUUUUAGUGCAAUUGAAAUUUGUAAGAAUUUGGGAUAUUAUGUUAAAUUUGUUUAUUAUGUAAUCCAAAAAAGGGAUAUUACUGGAAUAUGUAUUAAGACUCUCAGUAAAUGCUAUGUUUUGCUCUUUCAAUUUCCUUACUUUUAAAUAAAUUGAAUUUUCAACGCUCACUUUAGCUUUUGACGAAAAAGAAACACGAAGACAUGAGGUAAUUCACAUAAUAUGUUUCAUGAUAACAAAGUGGCUAACGAAGUUGAUUGUUAAAACUAAAAUAUUUUUAAAUAAAAGAGAUAAAGACUUAAUAAAACUAAACGGUCCAUACUUAUAAAUAUUACAGAUCUCUGUCUUAUGUGGUUAAUAUUCCCCUCUAAUACCAACAUAACACAAACAACACUUUAUGACAUCGUAAACUACUUUUGCCACUCUUGUCUAAUUUUAGAGCUUUCAAAUCAUUGCUAAAAAUUAUUCAUAUUUCUAAUUUAAAUUUUCCAAUAUGAUAAAUUUGUUGAACCAUACUAUUUUGUGAAGCAAAUUAAACUUUCAGAUGGUCUACCAAACAUCAAUACUCAUUAUUUGUUUAGAUCGAUUUUUUAGUAAAAUUUCGGUGCCUAUAUUUAUAGAUAUAUUAGACCACAAGUUCAUGCUGAAAUUUUUCGGGUGAAACCACCAGGAAGUUUAAGCACUUAAGUGAGACAUUCUCACCUAUACCGCGAAAAAUUGAUGCCAUGAACUUACUUACUUUUACAUACGAAUUCUAAACAUAAAAAAUCUGAUGAAGACAUUAUAUGAGUUAAUCGUACGCAAAAUACUAAUAGUAGAAUAAUAGAUUUCAAAUACGUACCUGUCUCUAUAAAGUGCACAAAAUAGUCUAAGAAACGGUGUAAAAUCGACCUUGACCCAUUUGACAACCAGAAGAGAAAUUUUUUUAAUGAAAUAUUAUUGAUUGAUUAACACGCUUGUGAUAGCUGGUCUAUCGAAAAGUUUACAUGGCUAUUUUGAACUAAAAAAGGGGUGUUAUAAGUUUAACCGCUAUGUGCGUGUGUCUGUCUGUCUGUGACAUUG
Chrysoperla carnea is the source of this 4549-nucleotide messenger RNA. It is a transcript of the gene SIDL, whose product is annotated as trafficking protein particle complex subunit 10. The transcript is spliced from 11 exons. The record is from RefSeq and is a predicted model, not a curated record. Gene Ontology annotation, cellular component: TRAPPII protein complex. Gene Ontology annotation, biological process: early endosome to Golgi transport; intra-Golgi vesicle-mediated transport. NCBI's taxonomy places the organism in Eukaryota, Metazoa, Arthropoda, Insecta, Neuroptera, Chrysopidae. Bases 85 to 3495 code for a protein of 1136 amino acids.